AUGAGCAGCUUGGUAGAAAGCACCAUGGAAGACGCCUCCACCGACGCCUCGGGCAACAAACGCAAGAGGAUCUGGGCCGCCUGCGAGCCCUGCCGAAAACGCAAAUCCAAAUGCGACGGUCAGAACCCGUGCUCAGGAUGCGUCUCCACCAUCAAGACAGCCAUGCUGCCCAUCAAUGCCACCACUCUCCAGAAUGGCACCAUCGACGAGGCACUCGUGCAGGCAAAGGCACAGGAACUCUGCGUCUUUGACUGGAACCGCAAGCCUCGCGGGCCCAAGGGCAAAAAGGCCGCCUUUGCUGCCGCCUUUGGCGCAGAGUCCACCGGCAGCGUAGGCGCUCCCCGCAGUCACACCAGCGCCGGUCCCGCCUACAUGGAAGCUCAGAAGCGCACCCUCAACGAGACGCAACAUCUCAACUCGGCUCCCCAUCUGCCCAACUACGAUCCCGCCUUCACCUUCUCCUCGCUCGACAGCUUGUCCGCCGCCUCCAGCUCCACCACCUCGCCCGCCCUCGCACCACCCUGGCCCGAAAUGCACCCUCCCCCCAUCGUCGAAAAUGGCGGUCCGCAUUACGAGCACCACGUGCCUACAUCCGCCAUGCACCCCACCUCGAUGGCAAACGGCGUCCAUGCUGCGCAGGCCUCCUCGUCCCACGGUCGCCCCGAGCUCUACCAACGCGGAUCCAACGAGAGCAGCUCCUUGUCCGACUUUAGCUCUCAUACCUUUGCAGGCCGUCACUCCGAAUCCAACACCUCCCUCUCCACUUUCUCUCCGCCCAUGGCCCCGGGCCCUUCGUCUCGACCCAUGGGAACCGAGGAGCGUCCGCUUAAACAAGCCGCCUACGACUACUUUGGCAGCGCCGACAACCGCAUCAGCAAGGCUUCCCUCAGCGCCUGGGACGCCCUCGCCGACGGUGCCAGCCAUCCGCGUUCCAACAGCGUGUCGAGCUUGCUCCGCUCGCAAAACUCGGCCGGCACCUCUCCCACCGAGGUCAACCGUCACGGCGCCUCGCCAUCCCACUCACAGGGCUCCGGCAGCCUCCCUGCCGGUGCAUCGCCGCAGUCGGAUGGCAGCGUCAACUACUUCAACGCGGCCACGAAGCUCUCGUCCGCCGAAGCCGACAAUUGCGACACGCGCUACCACGACCAGUCGAUGCUCAUCAACCGCCUCAAGCCAUACUACUCGGAAAAGGACCGCCCCUUUGUCGCUCUCGCCAUCUCGCAAUUCGAGGCGCUCGACUCGUUCGAAAAGAUGAUCCCCUCCCGUUAUCUCUUUGGCUCGUCGCCAGGCUCGAGUGGGCGUGACCCGCCGGCGCACGUGUUGCUCGCCCUGCUCGCCUUCCUGGCACACCGCGCGCUGCUCCUCCCGGACAGCAUGAACAUCGAGGACCUCGACCUGCAGGCGGGCGACCUGGUGCUGCGCUGCGCCAACAACUACGGCAGGCUCGAGGGCGACGACCGCAAGCAGAUGCUCUCGUUUGCCCGACGCAGCUGGACGCUCGCCAACGACCUCAUGCUCCAAAAGAUCCGCAGCGGCGACGUCGAUCCGCGCCUCAUCAUCACCGGCAUGCUCCUCGAGAUGGGUGCCGGCGAGGAUGGCCUGAGCAGCAAGGGCCUCGUCCAGCGCAAGAUGUGGCUCUUCCGCCUCGCCUAUUGCUGGCGAUUGCACCAGCUCGACGCCAAGCCCGAUUCGGAAAGCUGGAACACGGCCUGGGACGGUCGCGAGGUGCUGCAGAAGGCCAUCGAGAUCUCGGGCGCCACCAGCGCCGACGAUCCGCGGGCUCCGCUUCCCCGCGCCGCCGACACACGCUCCAUGAUCAAGGACCCCAUCGAACUCGAGGCGAUCCGCAGGCAGGUGUCGCUCAUUUUCACCGCCGCGUAUUGGGUGCAGACGGCGGAUCUUCAGGUGCCCAAGUUUGACGUAUACACGAUGGAGCUCGAGCCCGCCGGUGCCGACGACUUUAUCCACCACGGAUCCAAUUGGACGCCCAAGGUGCACCCGGCCUCCAACGGCUAUCUGACUCAGACGCGCGAUCUGAUCUUCCGCACCUACGGCCGGCUGACACGCCUGCUGCACACGCCACUCGCCGACAUCUGCACCGGCCACUCGCCCGAGCCGGACCUACAGCACGCGAUCACCGAGAUGGAGACGACGCUCGACUGGCUGAUGGAGCGCAUCGGCUCGGUGACGUACGAAGGGCCCGAGAUGCCGCUGCGUGUGGCGGCGUUUGUGCACUCGCGCAUUGUGGCGCUGCUCAUGUACCGUCUCUUCAUCUCGAUCCAGGCCUUCUUCUUCUUGUUCCCCGAACGCACCACGGCCAAGACGGACAAGUCGCUGCGCAUCGCUUCGACGCUCAUGCCCAAGGGCGAGGCGCGCUCCAAUUUCGAGAUGAUCGCCGGAGGCAGCAUGGCGCCCGAGUCCGAGAGCGAGGACGACGGAGUGGCGGGACGCGACUUCCAGGGGCGCCGGCUGUUGCCGCGGCCGCAGUUUACGCGUCAUCCGAUGAAGGCGUCGAUGGCGGUGCUGUGGGAGACGGGUGGCGUGGCCAAGCGGCUGCUGGAUCUGCAUCGGGCGCGCGACGCGGCGCUCGAACCCGUGGAGGGCCCGUCGGCGAGUGCGCUGCGGGCGGGCGAGGGCGAGAAGGAAAAGACGGGCAACGAGGUGGGCAAGACGAUGGAUGCGUCGCUGCGUGCGGUGCGGUGGCCGCGGCAUCUGCGUCUGUUUGCGCAGCACGCGUAUGCGAUGGCGGCCGAGGCGCAUGUGGCGGGCGCCUCGUGGCUCGACACGUACGGCGACGAGAAUCCGUCGUGGAAGACGCCGGCGACGUUUGAGCUGCUGCCGGAGUUCAACAACGAGCACAUCGAGAGCGGACUGUGGGACACGGGCGACGCCUUCCUGGAGCUGCUCGAGGCCAUGGCCAAGAUGGGCAGCACGCACGCGCGCAGCAACGAGGAGGCCACGCUGCGCUACCGCCAAGAGCGCUGGAACUGGGCCAAGCGCUACCAGCAGCCGCCGAGCGGCCUCACCAGCAUGCCCAUUCCCAAGUAG
Molecule: messenger RNA, 3048 nt
Organism: Moesziomyces aphidis
Lineage: Eukaryota; Fungi; Basidiomycota; Ustilaginomycetes; Ustilaginales; Ustilaginaceae
Source: the annotation of a GenBank genome assembly